AUGACCUUAUCAAAAAGCUGCGUUGAUGGUCCACAUCUAAUCGGCGACUUGACAGAGUUGCAGGGCCUCACCUCUCCGCGAGGACGCACCCAACAAAGAGCGAAGAGCCUGGUAAAAAAAUUACCUUGGCAACUUACAGAGGAUGCAGAGCCCACCCUCGGCAGGACGCACCCUUCGAGGGGCGCAAGACGACGUAGGCGUAAUAAAUAUAGUGUCUUCCAUGCCUUUUACAAAGAUUUAAAUGAUAUGAGCAACGAUUCAAGUUCUCCGGAAGAAGUUAAUAACAAGGUCAAAAAGCUUUUAAAAACAAAAAAGCUUGAAACUAAGAAAGUUGGUAGAAUGUGGAUCGAAAAUGAAGGUCAACAUAACGUUUUGAAGGAUGCUACGAACGUCAGGAAAUCUGAUGGAGAAUUAUCUGAAGAUGAUAGUACUUUACGAAGCAAUCGACAGCCGGAUAAUUUAGCCGAGCAAGAGUUACCACACUCUAUUUCGCGGUCUGAAGUUUAUAAAAGUGUAAACUUUCAACCGGUUACAAUUAAAUACUUCCUUCGUACAGCUAAUAAAUUAACGCAAAUCCCCGAAUCGGUCCGAACUUACCUGGAAAAAAAACCAAAGCCAGAGAAUAAGUCGGCUGAAAGCGAUGUACAAGCUUGGUUUAACGGGCUUAUGGAAGUAUCUAGUUUAACAUGGGAGGGUGUGUCUGCGGUGGACACACAUAAAAUUUCCUAUCUAGGUGGAUUAAUGCCGGGCAUUAGCGUUUUCGACAACGAUGAUAUUGAAGAUGGGGCAUUGGUCGCUAAAUACUCCCAUACGGUUUUGGAAAUCAAGAGGCAGAAAUUCCAAUCCGGCUUGUCUGAUGAAGAUAAGGGCCAGCUGUUGGACUACGUACGCAUACUGGUACAGCAGCAGCCAUUGCGUCGAUAUUUUGCCGCGUACGAGAAUCUAUCGGGAAUUCCAAACAACUUUCGCGAGAGGGCUGUCUUUAUUUUUGAUGAUGAUUUCUCAAAAAUCACCUCUCACAUCGAUUUUUGA
Funneliformis geosporum is the source of this 1032-nucleotide messenger RNA. The record is from the annotation of a GenBank genome assembly. NCBI's taxonomy places the organism in Eukaryota, Fungi, Glomeromycota, Glomeromycetes, Glomerales, Glomeraceae.